This is a messenger RNA of Gilbertella persicaria, 939 nucleotides long. RefSeq lists its product as uncharacterized. The coding region runs from base 1 to 939 and encodes 312 amino acids. The record is from RefSeq and is a predicted model, not a curated record. NCBI's taxonomy places the organism in Eukaryota, Fungi, Mucoromycota, Mucoromycetes, Mucorales, Choanephoraceae. The transcript is spliced from 4 exons.
AUGGAUUUCUUUGCUAAAAAGAGCUUUUCGUUCGAAAAAAUACCAGAUUUGACUGGAAAGGUAGCCAUUAUUACUGGUAGUAACACUGGUAUCGGCAAAGUAUGUGCUUUCGAGAUGGCAAAAAAGAAUUGUACUAUUGUGUUGGCUUGUCGAAGCGAAGAAAAGACAAAAGCUGUAGUUGAUCAAAUCAAAACAGAAACAGGCAAUGAAAACAUUGAGUUUAUUCAACUUAAUUUGUUGCGCCUAGCAUCAGUCAAAGAAUUUGCGGAUGCUUUUUUGGCUAAGUAUCAUCGACUUGACAUUUUGCUUAAUAAUGCAGGUGUGAUGAUGUGUCCAUUUGGGUUGUCUGAUGAUGGUAUUGAAGUCCAAUUUGCUACGAACCAUGUCGCACACCAUUUUCUUACUAUGCUGUUACUUCCUGUCUUGGAGAAAUCACAGCCUAGCCGUAUCAUCAAUGUAAGUUCAAUGGGUCAUCGCAUUCCUUUCAAGAGCCUGGACCUGGAAUCUAUCAGUGAUCCCAAGAAAUACAACAAGACAAUUCAAUACGCAAAGUCAAAGACAUGUAACAUUCUGUUUACAAGGGAAUUGACAAAGCGAUUGGAAGCUAAAGGGUAUGAUAAUGUAUUUGCCAACUGUAAUCAUCCUGGUGCUGUUAAGACCGACCUUUAUCGUCAUUUUACUGGUAUUCAAAGCCUUGUUACACUUGCUCUUAACUUGUUCUUGAUCACGCCUGAGCAAGGUGCUCUAACUCAACUUUAUCUGGCCACAAGCCCUGACGUCGAACAAAAGAGAAUCAAGGGCCAAUACUUUGUUCCUUUUGCUAAUCCUGAUAAGCCUCACGGUGUUGCUGCCUCAGAGACUGCACCUUCAGAAUUAUGGGAAUUUACUGAGAAACUUAUCAAAGAAAAGGUCCCUGAUUACCCAGGUGCACCUAUUUAA